UUUACCUUGCUUCGCUUAUGAGAAGCUCUUCGUGAAAGGAGUGAACUAGAUUGUUUCCUUGAAUUGCCUGUGUUUGUUCUUUGCUGUACAGAGUCAAAGGGGCGAUCUGGUUCACUUUGAAAAGCACAUCGAUUUGGUGCUUGAAUUAGCCGUGGAGAAUUUGACUGUUAAUUUCCCGGUACACGACCUGGCGUGCCCGAGUCCUGUUUGUUGGGCUGGUGUUUUUCAUUCUGUUAUUGUUAGAAGCUGCUCGCUUGUGAAAGACUGUAUCCCAGUUGAUUUGAGAAGGUGUCAAAACUGAAACUUCUGUCCUAGAGAGCUAGGGAAGCAGCAGACCUGCAGCGGACAGAAUCGUGUUGUUUUGUUCCAGCAAAAGGAGUGACGCUAGCCCUGGAAUCUGGCAUCCUUCUGUCCAUUUGUUUGAGAAGAAACUUGUGAAAAAAAAUUUCUGUUUCCACCCUGCAAACUGGAAAGUAUCUUCUGGCAUAACUGUGGUCGCUGACUACUUGAUCUUCUGCCUUGUGCUAAAUUUAGGGACAAAAGAGGUUUGGUGUGUUUUUGAACAGUGAGGUGGAACGAUCGAACUUUCCACUGUGAGUUUAAUUUAAAAAUAUAUCCCACGAGGCUUCGAUACGAGAGCUGUACAAGAUUUUAAACAGAUAGAAAUUGAGAUUUUGUAAACUAGCAUUAAUCAUGGCAGAACCUUCAAUUAAAAAGGAAGAGCUACAGUCGUUGCAUUCGUUCGACUCUAUGGAUUUCAAUACAGUCGCCGAUUUUUCAGAUAUUUCUGUCAGAGAUCUUACCUUGCUGAUGGAGCACAGGGGACAUGAAGCAAGAGAUUACUUAAAUUCAAACUUUGGAGGCGUGCAGAAGCUUAUCCACAAGCUGCACACUUCUUCCGAGAGAGGAAUUGGUGGAUUUGCCGAUGACCUUGAAAAUCGCAAGAAAGUGUUUGGUUAUAAUUUCAUUCCACCAAAACCUCCCAAAACCUUCCUCCAGUUUCUCAUUGAUGCCUUCAAGGAUACCAUCCUAAUAAUUCUUACCGUUGCAGCGGUCGUGUCCCUUCUUUUAGGAAUUUUUGCGCCAGAGGAUUGCGAGGGGUCGGAAGACAACACUGGCUGGAUCGAUGGCUUCGCUAUUAUUGUUGCGGUGAUAAUAGUGGCAUUAGUGACUGCAGUGAAUGAUUAUCAAAAAGAGCAGCAGUUUCGAGGCUUGCAGAAUAAAAUCGAAAGCGAACACAGAUUUACGGUGGUGAGGCAUGGAGAACCAAUUGAAGUACUUAACAGCGAAAUAGUUGUAGGUGACCUUUGCCAGGUCAAAUAUGGUGACUUAUUGCCAGCUGAUGGUGUUGUUGUUCAGUGUAAUGACUUGAAAGUUGAUGAGAGCUCUCUGACAGGGGAAUCAGACCUUGUUAAGAAAGGACCAGAUAGAGACCCACUGUUACUUGCUGGAACCCACGUUAUGGAAGGAAGUGGUAAGAUGGUGGUUUGUGCUGUGGGACUGAAUUCACAGACAGGAAUAAUCUUUUCCUUACUUGGAACACAUGGUGAUAAAGGAGAAGAGAAGCCAGAUGGAAGGGGUGGGGAAGCACCACAGUCACCAUUCAUUAAAACCAGUCAGGAUGACUUUGAGGAUAUCAACUUGGAUGAGGAGAAAGAUUUUGAUUCUAAUGGAAAGGAGAAGAAAGACAAGGAUGAGAAAUCCAUUCUUCAAGGAAAGUUGACAAAACUGGCUGUCAGUAUUGGUUGGUUAGGUGUGGCUGCUGCCCUCCUAACAAUUAUAGUCAUGGUUCUGCAGUUCAGCAUCAGAAAGUAUGUAAAUGAGAAAGCUUCUUGGCAGAAUCAGCACUUAAAUGCUUACGUCAAUGCCUUUAUUACUGGUCUAACUGUGUUAGUUGUAGCUGUACCUGAGGGUCUGCCACUGGCUGUUACAAUCUCUCUGGCAUACUCUGUUAAGAAAAUGUUGGAUGACAAUAAUUUAGUCAGACAUCUUGAUGCCUGUGAAACCAUGGGCAAUGCAACAGCCAUCUGCUCGGACAAGACAGGAACUCUAACCACAAAUCGCAUGACUGUAGUUCAGAGUUAUCUAGCAGACAAUCAUAACAAAGAAGUGCCCAAACAAGGACAGCUGCCACAGACACUGGUUGAGUUGCUUUGUAAAGGAAUUGCAAUCAACAGUAGCUAAGCUUCCAAUAUACUGCCUUCAGAUCUUCCUGAUGGUCUCCCAACACAAGUUGGAAAUAAAACUGAAUGUGCAUUGCUUGGCUUUGUACUUGAAAUUGGUGAAACUUAUCAAGAUUACAGAGAUAACAACCCAGAAUCUAGUUUUGUUAAGGUCUACACAUUUAACUCUGCAAGGAAAUCAAUGACAACAGCUGUACAGCUCCCCGGUGGAGGAUUUCGAAUAUAUUCCAAGGGUGCAUCUGAGAUAAUGUUGAAUCGCUGUACAUCCAUUAUUGGCAAAGAUGGUGAAAUCAGGCCCUUCACAGCAGCUGAUGCUGAAAACAUGGUGAAAGGUGUAAUCGAGCCAAUGGCCUCUGACGGUUUGAGGACCAUCACCUUAGCUUACAGAGAUUUUCCAGCCAAUGGAGUUCCUCCUGAGAAAGCUGGAGAAGCUAGUGCAGAACUAGAACCAGACUGGGAAAAUGAAGGUGAAGUGCUGUCUCACUUGACAUGCAUUGGAGUUGUUGGAAUUGAAGAUCCUGUGCGCCCUGAGGUACCAGAUGCUAUUUUAAAAUGCCAGCAUGCAGGAAUUGUUGUGCGCAUGGUCACAGGUGAUAAUGUUAACACUGCCAGAUCCAUUGCUUUCAAAUGUGGCAUCCUGCAACCUAACAGUGAAUUUCUGGUACUGGAAGGCAAAGAGUUCAAUAAACUCAUCCGCGACUCUUCAGGGAAGGUCAGCCAGAAGAAGUUUGAUGAAGUGUGGCCCAAGUUACGUGUGUUAGCUCGUUCCUCACCCCAAGACAAGUAUACUCUUGUGAAGGGCAUUAUUGACAGCAAGCUUAAUCCAACACGGGAAAUUGUGGCUGUAACUGGCGAUGGCACCAAUGAUGGUCCAGCACUCAAGAAAGCUGAUGUUGGCUUUGCCAUGGGUAUUGCAGGAACAGAUGUUGCUAAAGAGGCAUCUGAUAUCAUUCUGACUGAUGAUAACUUUAGGAGCAUUGUUAAAGCUGUUAUGUGGGGGCGCAAUGUCUAUGACAGCAUCUCAAAGUUUUUGCAGUUUCAGUUAACAGUGAACUUGGUUGCUAUCAUUGUUGCCUUUGUUGGUGCUUGUGUUGUUCAGGUAAGUCCACUGACUGGCACACAGCUUCUUUGGGUGAACCUUAUCAUGGACUCCUUUGCAUCACUGGCCUUAGCUACAGAGCCACCAACAGAAGACCUCCUACAACGGAAACCCUAUGGACGCACCAAACCACUCAUCUCGCGUACAAUGAUUAGGAACAUUCUUGGUCAUGCAAUUUUCCAGCUGAUUGUCCUGUUUGUCUUGGUAUUCCUGGCAGAUGAUUUAUUUGAUAUAGAAGAUGGUUACUUGGAAACAACACGUUGUAAACCAACAGCUCACUCUAGUGUGGUUUUUAAUACAUUUGUUAUGCUGCAGCUCUUUAAUGAAAUUAAUUCACGUAAAGUUCAUGGAGAAAGAAAUGUGUUCUCUGGCAUUACCCAUAAUCCAGUGUUUCUUAUUAUCAUGGCAGGAACAUUUGUUGUGCAGAUACUAAUAAUUGAGCUGACUGGGAAGGCCUUCCAUGUAACAGGACUGGGCUGGGAAGAAUGGCUUUGGUGUGUCUUCCUUGGAUUUUCUGAGUUGCUAUGGGGACAACUAGUCCUUACAAUUCCUAAGACAUCAUUCCCAAAACUGUGUCGAUUUGGCACGAAAGAACUUCCCCUUGCGACAAUAGUGGAACCUGAUGGAUCAAAAGACAGCAAGGCUCGUCUGUUGUGGAUACGUGGUCUGACAAGAUUGCAACACCAAAUCCGAGUGGUAAAUGCAUUCAGAAGUGUUAUUGAUGGACGAAGUCAAAGAGCCAUUGCAUCUCCAGCAGUAUUUAAUUCUCUGCUAGCCCCAGUACGCACAGCAAUGGUCUACGAUGAUUCACAGUAUCCAUCUGCCUUGGAUAGUACUGAACCAGAAGCUGGAGCUGAAGCAAUACCGCGGUGAUCAUGAUUGCUGUGGAAGUCCCUGUGGACAGACUAAAAUUCUCCUCCUCUGUUUUAAUCUUUUUGGUGUCCAGAGUAGAUCUAUAGUGCCAAAUAGAAAAUUCUAACUGAAUGAUGUCUUAAUCUAAUUUGCAAGAAAUCUAAGUCAACUCAGUUGCUGUAAAGUGCAUAAAAUGAUUGAGGAGCUCUUUAUACUUUUUCUUGCUCAGAAAAGCCAUUGAAUUUGCCACAGAUUGUCAGUGAUGUAUAUGAUAGUGGUUUAAAAUUCAGUGGUUGAUAGGAUCAGUAUGCAUUUACAUUUCCUUUAAGGUGACCUUCUGUAAACUUCAUUUUUUAUACCACGAUUGAAUUUGUCAUCAUUUGGUUUUCUGGAUCCUUAGUUAAUCAUCAGAGAGUAUUUCCCUCUUUCCCUAAGUGUUGGAAGAGUUUUCAAAGCAAAAGAAAUAAAUGUGCUGUGAUUAUCAAGGGAUUGAAUCUUUCAUUUAUAUAAAAAAAAUUCAUAAUAGGUCCUCGUAGCAUGGAAUGAUAUUUUGAUGUGUUCAAAACGUUUGAAAUUGAUUGGUGAGACAAAAAGUAGAAGCAACUGUUGAACUAAAAUAUGCACUUUUUGGUGAUAUUUAUAUAAUUAUAUCAGAGGGCUGCAAUUGCAAUGUCAUCUUUGCAUUGUAUUGUUGUUUAAAAGGUUGGUCAGAACUUUACUGUUCAGCAAAAUCUCAAUGUUCAAGGAUUCUACCAGAAAUUUGAGUAACUGGACCCAUUUGUUACUUUUGCACCUUGCAUUUUAAAUGUUUUUUAUUGUUUUCCCACUCUGACACUUUCAUACCAGGAAAGUUAUCAAAUUAAACAUGUCUUCCAAAAAUAAAAAAAUAGGCAUCUCACCAAAUUGUUAAUUUUUUUCUCUUUCUCCUUGGAUGGUUUGACAGAAUCCUCUACUAAGAGAGAAAUGGUAGGUCUAUUUUCCCCCUUUUUCCAAUUAAAUGCAGAGGUGGCAGUCUUGUUGAAACACGAGCCAACCAUUUCAGGUGACAAAGGUCAAAUCCCUUUAUGUAUAUUUAGAAAGUUCUGGGUCUCCAAGGAAACAGAGCAAGAAAUAGUUGUCUGUGGAACUAACCAGACCUCGGAAGCUUUUUAGAUAAAAUAUGCUGAUGACUCUAAGGCGGUAGUUGUUGAUAAAAUUAAUUUCAAUUUCAGUACUAUGAAAGUAUGGUAGAGUUGCAGUCUUUUCCAGAUCAUAGCAUAGCAACAGUGUACUCAUAGCUGUCUAUUUCUAUUUUUUUAAAAUUGAUUGCUUCCAACAGCAUUUCAAUAUUUAGAUGUUAAGAUGAACAAGUUGUCUAUUUUUAAUCAAUUAUUUAUUUGCUGUGUAAUGAUUCAAGGUGGGGAUUCAAUUGAGUCUCACCAUAGUGUAUUGAAUGUACUGACCAUAGUGUAUUGAAUGUACUGUAGUAUUCUAUAAGGAUCCUUUGCAUUAUCAUUAUGAUAAAGAUAUUACAGGGAACUCCCAUUUAAUAAGUGUAAUAAAAGGAUAAAUCUUACG
Molecule: messenger RNA, 5691 nt
Organism: Stylophora pistillata
Lineage: Eukaryota; Metazoa; Cnidaria; Anthozoa; Scleractinia; Pocilloporidae
Product: plasma membrane calcium-transporting ATPase 3
Biological process (GO): regulation of cytosolic calcium ion concentration; calcium ion transmembrane transport
Cellular component (GO): intracellular membrane-bounded organelle; plasma membrane
Molecular function (GO): ATP hydrolysis activity; ATP binding; P-type calcium transporter activity
Source: RefSeq, a predicted model, not a curated record